Serendipita indica DSM 11827 is the source of this 1020-nucleotide messenger RNA. The record is from the annotation of a GenBank genome assembly. NCBI's taxonomy places the organism in Eukaryota, Fungi, Basidiomycota, Agaricomycetes, Sebacinales, Serendipitaceae.
AUGGAACUGCUCAACACCGAUUUAAUUGCGGCGCUGCGACGAUUCACAGUGGCAAGGCAACAUUUCCAGUUCCUCGUUCCAUAUCCUCACACCAUCAAGGGUGCGGAAGAAGUUUUCUUCAUGCGUGCAUGUCGAAACCCUUUCAUCCAGCUCCCUGGAGAACCUGCUCCGACACUCCAUUGGCGCAAGGUGUACAUAGGAGACGAAAUAGGGGGCAUAUCACAAUUCUUCCUCCCUGCCCUAGUAGGUACACUCGUCGAGGUGACAAUAUCCAUCGACGUUCUCGAGUUGUCCGACUUCUUUGGUAAUCUCCAAGUCGCCACCCAACUCCAAACUUUGAACUUGAGCCUACUCAUGUCGGAAGAUAUACUCGUGCUUCAAGUCGACAGACUCGCCAUAUUACCCCAAGUCACCCCUCUCAAAAUUCGUGGACGGCUCUUCCGAAGACAAGUAUUGGAUUCUCCCAACUCCCUCGUCAGCUUAUUACGUAUCAUGGCAUCCGCACUAACAAAUGUGACGGAUGUUGCCAUGUGGGGAGAGGAUAUGCGUAUCAUCUUUGCAAUGCCAGAACUCAUUCGUGGAACAAACGAAUUUCACCUUGCACCAUCUAUAACACGUCUUGAAAUGUAUGACGCCAGGCAGUCUUUCUCUCAAUUUCGCUCCCACUCGGUAAAAGAGUUGGCGCUCAGCAAGGGAGGAUAUCAUGAUGUACCAUCUAUCGCAGAGGUUGAGUGGUGGCCAUAUGCUCACUCGCUCCAACUUUCCAUGUCUUUCACCAUUUCUUUUGCAAUGAGCGAAGAACAAAAGUUCACACCCCUCAAAUACCUCACAACCCUAUACCUCUUGUACGAUUGUAAAUGGGUCGAAUGCGAGUAUGCCAGUACUGUCAUCCCACGGAUGGUGGCGAUGGUGCUCCAUGCGGACGAGGUACCUUGUUUGGAGAAUUUGAAGUUAGACACGCACAUUGACUGGGACGCCUUCUUCAUCGCGCUCGAGGCCCGUAACUCUACAAGUUUUUAA